AUUUGUGAUGGCGAGCUCUCUGUGGAAGGAAGGCAGCUGAAGAAGUCUUCCGGUCUCUCACCUGCCAGUGGUAAAGAUGGCAGACUCCGUGGUGGAAGUUGUGGAGAAGCUGCAGUCAAGACUCUCGCCCAGUGCUGAACCUAAGAAGCUGCUGAAGACAUUGAAGAGAUUAGCUGAGUUGCCAAUUACAGUUGAUAUCUUGGUGGACACUAGGAUCGGGAAGUCUGUAAAUGGACUGCGGAAGCAUGAGCUAGUUGGAGAUCUUGCAAAGAACUUGGUUGCCCAAUGGAAAAAACUAGUGCCACAGGAGAUUCCAAGGACUGCAGAACCUGAAGAAGGUGAACCCAGUAAAAGCAGCUCUAGGAAGAGGCCACGAUCUCCAUCCCCUGUAGAAGAUGAUGAAUAUGAGGAGGAAAGUGAUGAAAGGUAUAUCUCUCACAGUGGAUCAGGAAAAGAAGAUGUUUGGCAACAGUAUUCAGACCAUGAAGAUUUUGACGAUGUUACAAGAUAUUCCCCCGAACUCACUUACAGUCCUCCAAGUAUGUCCAGAGACAAAACCUCACAUAAGGAACAUCUACAGCACAAAUUUUCUCACAAAGAUAAACACAGAUCCGAGGUGAAGAAUCUUAGCCCAGAAAAAAAGAAGGAGAAAUUAUCUUCAAGGGAACCACCAAGAGACUUUCCAUCACAUGCAGGAAGUAGCCGGGAGAAGUUGCCAUCUCCAGAGAGCAAAGAUCGUACUCCUAAAAAGGAAAAGAAUAGGCACAGUGUUUCAAAGAGUCAAACAGAUGAUGUUUUACAUGCUAAAGUACCGAAACAUCAGGAGAAAUCAAAACCUGAUAAAUGCAAAAUAAGUUCGGAGCAUGUUGAGAAAGUAAAAGUCUCUGAAAAAAAUCUGACCAAGGACAAAUCAGAUAAAACCAAGAGCAAAAGCCAACCAAAUGACUCAGAAGCACAUGAUAAGAAAUCCAUUAAGCUCUCUCUCCCACCUGCAGAACCUGAGCCUGAAGAUGUAUUUGAACAACCAACAAUGUCUUUUGAGUCCUAUCUCAGCUAUGACCAACCCCAGAAAGCUAAGAAGAAGAAACCAACUGUAAAGGCGACGACACCAGAAAAGAGCACCAAGAAACACAGCGAGAGUAAAGCAGAACAUAAAGAGAAAAGCAAAUCAAAAAAGCAACCGCUUGAAAAAAAGGAAAAGAGGGAGCCCAAGGUGCAGAUAGACCAAGUCCCUGUUCUACCCGAUAUACCGUUGCCAACUAUCCAGCCAAAUUAUCGACCUCUUCCUUCCAUUGAAGCGGUACCCUACUUGCCUAAUAAGAGGAAAGCUCCAUUGUUGUCUCAAGAGGAAGAUGAAGGUAACGGAUUUACUGGACGUAGGUUAAACUCCAAGAUGCUGGUGUAUUCUGGAUCUAAAUCCGCUUACUUGCCAAAGAUGAUGUCCCUCUACCAGCAGUGUAUCCGAGUCCUGGCUAACAACAUAGACUCAAUCUAUGAGGUAGGAGGUGUUCCUUUUUCGAUGCUAGAACCAGUUUUGGAGAAGUGCACCCCAGAGCAAUUGUACCGGAUAGAGGAUUGCAAUCAUGUACUGAUUGAGGACACAGACCAACUAUGGAAAAAUCACUGUCAAAGAGAUUUCAAAAAAGAGACUCCAGAUGAGUAUGAGACAUGGAGAGAGUUGUAUCUUCGCCUCCACGAAGCCCGGGAAAACAGGCUGGUCAUGCUUACUCAGAAUAUCCGCUCUUCACAUGCAAACAAACCCAAAGUCCGACAAGCGAAGAUGGCAUUUGUGAAUACAGAAGUGAAGCCACCACGUGAUGUACGUAGAAGGCAAGAAAAGUUUGGGACGGGAGCAGCAGUUGUCAGUGAAAAAACAAGGAUUAAACCCUUCAUGCCAAUCAGUAGUAGUAGUACUAGAAGUGUGUCACCGGAAGAACCCCGCUCCUGUGACAGACCGAGCACCAGCAGUACAGCGUCCACACCAAGCAGUGUAGUCCAGCCUGGACAUGAUCCACGGAAGCCACAAGUCAAAAAAGUUGCUCCAAUGAUGGCCAAAACAAUAAAAGCUUUCAAGAACCGGUUUUCUCGACGAUAAAAUCAGGAAGAAAAUGAACUUUUUUGAACGGGAAGGGGUUAUUGCACUGGAAAGCCUUCAUAAAAUGGCAGAAUGGACCCAUCAGUUCCUAAAGCAGUGUUGCCCUUCACCUUACCGUUUCCUUUUGCCCAACAUGCUGAUAUACUCAUGUGUUUUAAUAUGUCUCCUUCAUCUCUCAAUCCUAUGGCUCUGCAGGAUUCUAAUUAUUGUGUUGACUUUUGUCCCCGGGAGCCUUAGAAUCACUGUGUCUCUCAUGUCACAGGUAUGGAUCUGGACUGUGCUAGACUAGAAAGCCACAACACCAUGCUGGGGAUGUAUCAGUGUGCCACACUAACGUGAUUUCAGAAGCUAGCAGCGUUCUCAUUCAAAAAGCAGAUUUUUACUGAUUUAAAAUGUACAAAUAGAAAACUACUAUUUUUGUGCAAUUUUCUGUAAAAGAAUUAGGUACAACAUUACAUUUUUGGCAAGGUUGGAAGAAACCAAGAGAGGAAAUGUACAGUUCCUUGGAUGCUCUCAUGUACUUAGCAGUCCUGUCAUGGAUUUGAUGUUUUACUGUUGCAGUGUCAUGUAAUAUUUGUUGUGAAUUAUUUUGCAGAAUUGUUUUGUGACAUAAAAUUGGUCUCCCAACCCCCAUACACACGCUUCUUCAUAUCUGGGAUUUCUGCUUAGACUUUAUAUUUUAGUGUGUGUUUGAAUUUGUAAUUUAGACUCUUGAAAUUCUUGUAGGGUCACAGUUUAUGUCAUUUACUUAGUUUGCCGACUCAAAGAGAAUUUUAAUUUCCAUUACUGUAAAAGCAUACUCUUACCCUGCAUGAAAUUUUCAUACAUUUCACUUUCCAGACAGUUAUGUAUUUUUCCAUUCUAAUACUACAUACUGUAUCCUAGACACUUAAAGGCAACCUGUCACGUUGAAAAUGGUGUCUGAUGUGUAGGUAGCAUGUUACAGAGCAAAAGGAGCUAAGCAGAUUGAUUUAUAGUUUUAUGGGAAAAGGUUACUCUGACGACGUGUCCAAUUUUCCGUUUGCAAAACAUGACUAUUCUGAUUUGCAAAAACAGAUCAAAAUAGGAUGUGCAGUGGGUUUCUUGGACCAAGUCAAGAAGGUGGUCCUAUCAGUGAUUGACUGCCUUACCUCUAUGACUGUGUAUACACAAAUAGCUGUCAAUCACUGAUAGGACCGCCUUCUUCACUCCAGAAUGAGCAUGGAGUUAAAUUAAAUAUAUGGUGUACUGAAUCUUUCCCCACAAAACGAACAUAUUUUCCGUUUGAUAAGACGCACUUUUUUCUCCAAAAAGAAGGGGGGAAAUGGCAGUGUGUCUUGUAAAGCAAAUACUAGUGAGUGUUUCCAUUAUGGAAGCGCUCACUAGUAUCUAGGAGUCUUGAGGAGCAGUGGGUGUAGCGCUGUACUCAUCGCUCCCAGGUCUUCCUCCAGGCUCCGCACUGCACUGUUCUAACUGCUUACUGCGUCAGGACGUAGUACAUGCAGUAUGAUCUCAUGUUGUACACAGUCAGGUCACAGUGCAGCUCGGGCCUGGAGAAGACCAGUAAGCGAUGAGUGCAGGAGAGACCUCCAGAUCUGCAGAGUGGUAGCAGGAGAGGUAAGUUAAUUUAUUUAAUCUCUGAUGGGGGUCUGACACAUGGGGGUCUGAUCUGAGGUUUGACAUGGGAGUCUGAUUUGAUAUGGGGAUCUGAUCCGAGGUCUGAAAUGGGGGUC
Bufo gargarizans (Asiatic toad) is the source of this 3807-nucleotide messenger RNA. It is a transcript of the gene ELOA, whose product is annotated as elongin A. NCBI's taxonomy places the organism in Eukaryota, Metazoa, Chordata, Amphibia, Anura, Bufonidae. Gene Ontology annotation, molecular function: protein binding. The transcript has 11 exons. The coding region runs from base 77 to 2095 and encodes 672 amino acids. Gene Ontology annotation, biological process: transcription elongation by RNA polymerase II. The record is from RefSeq and is a predicted model, not a curated record. Gene Ontology annotation, cellular component: nucleus; elongin complex.